Messenger RNA from Cynara cardunculus var. scolymus (artichoke), 1198 nucleotides. RefSeq names its product cyclin-dependent kinase inhibitor 7-like. Gene Ontology annotation, molecular function: cyclin-dependent protein serine/threonine kinase inhibitor activity. Gene Ontology annotation, cellular component: nucleus. The coding region runs from base 308 to 991 and encodes 227 amino acids. Lineage: Eukaryota; Viridiplantae; Streptophyta; Magnoliopsida; Asterales; Asteraceae. Gene Ontology annotation, biological process: negative regulation of cyclin-dependent protein serine/threonine kinase activity. The record is from RefSeq and is a predicted model, not a curated record. The transcript has 4 exons.
UUUGUAGAUCUGUUAUAACGGUGCCGUCAACAACCCCCGUUAGAAAAGUAGAGAGAGAAAGUGUGUGAGUGCGUGAAAGCCAGGACCACACACACUCUUUGAUAAGAAGCUUUCAAACGGAAUCCCUGCCAUCAGCCUCGUCGUCGUCAUCAUCGCCACCACUCUCUCUCUCUCUCUCAUCUCUGAAACUAACAAAACAGAAAAAUCACAGAAGAAGAUAUUAUUCUCCAUUGAAGAGCGAAUUAAUUAAGGUACGUACCAGCUGAUUUGACAUCGGAGUAUAGAUAUUAUGGAUGUGUAUGUGUAAAUGGGAAAGUAUACAAGGAAGUGCAGUAAAGGUUGUAGUGGAGGUGGCGAGGUAGCGGUAAUGGAGGUUGUGCAGGCAGGAGUGAGGACUAGAGGUAGAGCUAUGGCCGUGGAGGAAGCCGCGGAUAAUUCUGGAUCCGCGAAGAGAAGGAAGGUCGAUAAUGGAGAAUUGAGGUUGUCUUCUUCAAAGUCGGAACGAAUCAAAGCUCGUGAAGAUAUCCUUACUGUAUCCAAAAUUUUUGGUGAUUCGGCCCCGGAGAAGGAUGAUUUGAGCGAUCCAUGCGCUGACGCAAGGAGCCUUAGCUCCGGUGAUGUUCCGGCGUCUUGUUGUUCGAGUAACGGAUCAAUUACGGAGAAACUGAAAUGUGCAGAUCUGGAGGAGAGGGCAGAAAUUGUAACAACUGUGAGAUUCAAUUUGGACAGAAGAGAAAGCACACCGACAAGCGAGUUUAAGGAGGAAUCAAGCGAACUUGAGUCAUCGACCACAGCAAAACCGUCGGUGCGUAUUGAUUCUCGCCGUGCAAUUAUACCAGUGGAGAAGAUGCCUCCUGCAGCUGAACUUGAAGAGUUCUUCGCUUCUGCGGAAAAAGACCUCCAUAAAAGUUUCAAAGACAAGUAUAAUUACGACAUUGUAAAUGAUGUUCCAAUGAAAGGCCGUUUUGAAUGGGUUCAACUGAAGCCAUGAAAUGUGAAGAUGGAUGAUGCUUGAUUAAGAACUUAACACCGCCGUUGUAAAAACUGUUUCUAAAAUUUAGAAACAAACGUACAGUACGUAGUGCAUUUUAAUUUAAUCGAUCUUUCCUAUUUCUUUUUUCUUAACUUCAAUCGUCUUUCACUACUAGCUAGUUGAUUACCUUGCCAGAUCUUUAGAAAUUCCAGUUUCAUUAACUUG